AUGAGCCCCAGUCCCAGCUCAAGACCGUCGACAUUGCCCAUGAAAACAAGAGAAAUACCAUCUUAUGCCUCAAAUCAUAUUCUUCGCGCUUCCCAGAUUGCGGACAUGGGCUCUGGCUACGCCUCCGCGUCGAGUAGCGGCGUUCACUCUGUGCCCCAGCAUAACAGAGCAUCUGCCUCUGAAUCUGGCCAUUUGAUAUCGAUUGAUAGUGGCAAUGCCAUGACGAGAAUCUCCCAUCGCCCCGUCAGAGACGUUGAGGGGCACAGGAGUCAAAGCAAGGAACGCAGAAUUGAAAAGAGAAAUCUGAAAACUCCACCCUCUGCCUGUUUAACGAAGGCACUUUCGGAAAUUGCACAUGAUAUGCCUAGUAUCAGUGUCGCAGAUGUGGCGACUUUUGCGAACCGUUCGACUGAGGUCCGACAGAUGGAGGCGGCUAAGGCUGGUAAGGUCAAGCGGCCGCUGAAUGCAUUCAUGCUUUAUCGAAAAGCAUACCAGGAUGUUGCGAAAACUCAGUGCAGUCGCAACAAUCAUCAGCAGGUCUCAACAAUUUGCGGGAGCUCCUGGAAUGCCUGGGAGCCUCCCAAUAUCAUCGCUCAGUUCAAGCAGCUAGCAUCCAUCGAGAAGCAGAUGCACGAGGGAGCUUUCCCAGCUUAUAAGUAUGACCCGGUACAGACAAAGAAGCCUAAGGACGGCAUAGAGCAGGAUUACAAAACGUGUGAGUUGAGUGACGGCGAGUCAAGCUGUCGUCCCCGACGAAGUGGCAGGCAGCGAACUACUCGAGCUACUUCUCGGGUGAAACAGUCGUUCACGUUGGAGGUGCCUGAUCAAUACCGAGGUCUGUCUGGUACCCAUUCCCAGCCCCCAGGUGGCACCUGGCAGCAGUAUCAGGCACUUCCGUUCCCUGACUGGUAUAUGCAUGGCGGCCUUCCGGCGGAUGCCCCUCAAUACGCGCCGCGCGGCGAGCAGAGAGCUGAGAACCCGGAUGCUGGUGUCGCGUUCGGUUGCACCUCGUCGGAUCUACAAUUCCAAGGUUAUACGGGCUUCGUUGACCCAUGCCUCGACCCUUCGCUACAGACAGAUGUGCCAGCGUCUCAAUAUAACCAAUUUCUUGGUAGCAAUCACGACAUGUUGCCAGGCUGGAUGAGCGUUGGUGGUGCUCAAAAUGCAUCCACGGCACUUGUGCCGGAGCUGGACAUUACGGGCGCACAUACGGCUUAUUUGCAGGGCACACCUUCCGAUUGGCAGGUCGAACAACUGGAGGACGGGAGCCAUUUCAGCGACUGGAUGACGCAAGCAGGAAAUGGUGAGCAUCAGUAG
Beauveria bassiana ARSEF 2860 is the source of this 1317-nucleotide messenger RNA. RefSeq names its product HMG box protein. The record is from RefSeq and is a predicted model, not a curated record. Gene Ontology annotation, molecular function: RNA polymerase II cis-regulatory region sequence-specific DNA binding; DNA-binding transcription factor activity, RNA polymerase II-specific. The transcript is spliced from 2 exons. Lineage: Eukaryota; Fungi; Ascomycota; Sordariomycetes; Hypocreales; Cordycipitaceae. Gene Ontology annotation, biological process: regulation of transcription by RNA polymerase II. Gene Ontology annotation, cellular component: nucleus. Bases 1 to 1317 code for a protein of 438 amino acids.